Zingiber officinale is the source of this 2886-nucleotide messenger RNA. Its product is annotated as EIN3-binding F-box protein 1-like. The transcript is spliced from 2 exons. The coding region runs from base 195 to 2162 and encodes 655 amino acids. The record is from RefSeq and is a predicted model, not a curated record. Lineage: Eukaryota; Viridiplantae; Streptophyta; Magnoliopsida; Zingiberales; Zingiberaceae. Gene Ontology annotation, molecular function: protein binding.
UUCCUUCUUCUCCCUCUCCGCAGUUUUUCCCUCUCCGUCGUCGGGGAUGUUCUUCUGAUGCGUUCUGAGAUUUGCGUCGAUUUGAAGGUGCUGUUUUUCUCUUCGAUCGGAUCUCUUUUGUCGCUACUCUCUCUGCUGUGGUUCGUGGUGGCCGGAUUCGUUUCGUCGGGGUUGCUCCUUGCUCGUCUGCACUCAUGGCAGCUCUUGUCAAGCGCCGAGUCAGUGAUGACAUCUCCCCUUGUGGCCCUUUCCUCUCAAAUCUCAUGGAACAGGGACUUCUUGUAUCUCUUGUUCGUUCCGUUGAUGGUCACUGCCUUCCUCGCAAGAGGCCUCGGGUCAUUGCUCCUCUCGUCCUCGGAGUUGGAGGGAGAGUUGCAGAUGUGAAACAGCGACCCCGCUCAAUCGACACCCUUCCUGAUGAAUGCCUCUUUGAGAUCCUUAGACGGUUGUCAGGUGAUAAGGAGAGGAGCAACUCUGCUUGUGUGUCUAAGCGUUGGCUUACGAUUCUGAGCAGCAUCCGUUCUUCUGAGCUUGCAGCUCAGAUGAAACCUAGCGUCAAAUCUUUGAAGAAGACCUUGCCAGAUCUAAACAAUCAUGUACCUGCAACUGAGCACGAAACUGAGAACAAUGGAUUUCUUACCAGACGCUUGGUCGCAGAGGAAGCUACUGAUAUCAGACUUGCUUCUAUUGCACUUGGAACUUGUAGCCGUGGUGGACUGGGCAAGCUUUUCAUCCAAGGAGGUGACUCGACUAGGGUCUCUGAUGUUGGGCUCUCUGCAAUUGCUCAUGCAUGUCAUUCCCUACGGGUCUUAUCUAUGCGCAUGGUACCCUUGGUCACCGAUGCUGGUAUAGCAGAGAUUGCUGACGGAUGCCCAUUGUUGGAAAAGCUGGAUCUUUGCCAAUGCCCACAGAUCUCAGACAAGGGCUUGAUAAGUGUUGCUCAGAAAUGCCCCAACUUGACAUCGCUCGCUAUUGAGGCAUCCUCAAGCAUAAGUAAUAAAGCUCUUCAGGUUGUUGGUCGUUGCUGUUCUAAAUUGAAGUAUAUUACUAUCAAAGACUGCCCACAAGUUGGUGAUCAAGGGAUCGCAAGCUUGGUCUCUUCUCCCUCAUCUUCUCUGGAAAGGGUAAAACUUCAGGCUUUGAACAUUUCUGACUUAGCCCUUGCAGUUAUUGGCCAAUAUGGAAAGAAUGUAAUGGAUCUGUCUCUGAUUAGUCUGAAGAACGUGGGAGAAAAAGGAUUUUGGGUCAUGGGCAACACUUGUGGGUUACAGAAGUUAAGGUCCAUCACGAUCAACUACUGCAAUGGGCUUUCCGACAUAGGCUUGCAAGCUAUUGCAAAAGGUUCACCUCUUUUGAAGCAGCUCUCUGUCCACAAAUCUUGUGACCUGUCUGAUACUGGUUUGGUUUCUUUUACUGAAAAGGCAAGGGCACUUGAGAAUUUACAUAUUGAGGAUUGCCACCAGUUGACUCUGAUGGGUGUCCUUGGUGCUCUUCUAACAUGCAACCCAGAGUUGAAGUCACUAUCUCUAGUCAGAUGCUUGGGCAUCAAAGAUAUAGACUUUGCACCAGCCCAACUACCAUCAUGCAAGUCACUUGAGUCCUUGACCAUUCGAAACUGUCCCGGUGUCACAAGUGCUAGCUUACAAAUGGUUGGGAAAAUCUGCCCUCAGUUACAGAAACUCGACUUUGGUGGUCAAUCUGGAGUUACUGAUGCUUCACUUGUUCCACUGAUCCAGAGCUCUGAGGCAGGUUUUGUGGAUGUCAAUUUAAGUGGGUGUGUUAACGUUUCUGAUUCCCUGGUCACUAUGUUGGUUAAGGUGCACGGAAGCACUCUGAAGACGCUUAAUCUUGAUGGUUGUAGGAAAAUCACUGAUAGAAGCACCAUGGCAAUUGCACAGGGCUGUCUCGUGCUCGAAGAACUGGAUUUAUCAUGUUGCUCAAUAGGCGAUUAUGGUGUGGCAAUCCUUGCAUCAGCAAGGCAGCUUAACUUGCGUAUGCUUUCUCUUGCAAAUUGCACAAAGGUCACUCAGAAAAGUCUGCCAUUCUUGGUAAACAUGGGCCAGUCAAUGGUGGGUCUAAAUCUGCAGCACUGCCACUUGAUCAGCCCUUGUGCAAUCAGUUUGCUCGAGGAGAUGCUGUGGUCGUGUGAUAUCAUUUCCUAGAUGAAGAGAAGCACGGCGCUAGGUAGUUUUCAGAAUAACCAAGCUUUCACGUUCUUCAGUACCAGAGACUACGGAUAACAUAAGUCCGUUUCAGUUUGUUUUUUAGUCCAUUCUUCUCUGGAGUUGGGCAACUUUUGGUCACCUUCCCUGGAUCUAUAUGGCCGAUCGUUUUUACAGAUGUUCUUAACGAAGGAACUCUGUUUUGGGGAGUUUAGCAGGCACUCAACGGCUGGUUUCCUUGAUUUUGGCCUUGGUUCUGGUGAUCACCACAUGGAGCCUCUAUCCUAGUUUUUCUCUCGUGAGUCUUGUUAUCUCAUGUUCUUGAUGUUUUUUUUUUCUGCGAUCAUGGUUCGGAUUACCAAGGAACCUGGAUACAUGGUUUCUCUUGGUGUUUUCGCCAAGUUUUCAUAUUGGUAAUGUUUGUCUUGGACUUGCAUCAGCAAGUUUCAGGUCAGUCAGUCCGAGUGAUGUCUAGCUGUGGGCUUAACGUUCUGUGUAAUUUGGUCUGGAGUCUGUAAUGCUGGUCUUGUUUGGUUGCUUUUGCAGUGUUUUCAGAUGCCUGAAUUUAUGGGGAUUGGCUAUGGCUGCGGUAAUUCUUAAUAAUCGCACGCCAUGACAACCUUGUCUGGUUGUUUUUUUGUUCGCCAAAACCUGUUUCUUUAGGCUGACGGAAAACUGUAAUCUGUGCAUCCUUAUUAUAUAAUGAAAUUAAGUUGUUUAAUAA